Molecule: messenger RNA, 624 nt
Organism: Guillardia theta CCMP2712
Lineage: Eukaryota; Cryptophyceae; Pyrenomonadales; Geminigeraceae
Exons: 4
Source: RefSeq, a predicted model, not a curated record
AUGCCGGCGAAGGGAGCAGCGAAGGGGAAGAAGGGGAAGGGGAAGAAGGGAGGAAAGGGCGGGACAAGCACCCAAGAAGUGUUCGGCCCGGUGCUUGCGGAUUGUGUGGUCGAAGGAUCGAACAAGCAGGGGAAGGAGAAGACCAAGAAGUCUUCCAAGGGCAAGAAGACGGACAAGCAGGCUGACCCGCAAUGGUCGGGGAAGCUGCUGCUGAAUCGCAACGGGAUAGGCGUACAAGUCUACGUGCCCCGCGGCAGCGUGGAGGAGAACAUCAAGCUGCGGGCACAGAUACGAGACUUUGACGAGAAGAAAGACUCUCAGUUUUACCCCGAGGCCGCCCGGAUCGUCAGCGCCGUCUGCGAGCUGAGCUCUGAACCCCCUUGCCUCCCCUUCCAUCCUCCUAUUGUUGUCAAGAUGAGUCAUCAGAGCGCAAGCUGGGACUCGGGGAAGCUCUCGGUGAUCUUCCUGCAAGAACCCGACCUGGAGGAGCUGGAGGCUGAACCGCAGAACUUGUCGUAUACCAAGAUUGAAGGCGCCACAUUCAGCCCUCAGAAUGCUGAGGUGAAGCUGAAACGACUCGGAAAAUUGAUCGUGGUCGACGCGAUGAUGGGCGGGUCAGACCUG